Molecule: messenger RNA, 1779 nt
Organism: Coffea eugenioides
Lineage: Eukaryota; Viridiplantae; Streptophyta; Magnoliopsida; Gentianales; Rubiaceae
Product: COMPASS-like H3K4 histone methylase component WDR5A
Exons: 2
Coding region: 371-1315 (314 amino acids)
Cellular component (GO): Set1C/COMPASS complex
Molecular function (GO): histone binding
Source: RefSeq, a predicted model, not a curated record
CAAGGUUCAGAUUCCCAGAAGUUUUGUCCGAGUACAAAUUCAAGUCGAUCACACAACAUUAUUAUAUUGCGAGACUUCUCAGCAAGCAAUCUCCAUAGCUUUUGCUUUUGGCUCAUUGCGUGGUCUCAGGCUGGCCGAGCCUCCGGGAAUCCCGCUUGCCGCACGAGUUACCGGUGAGUCUCAGGCUUGGAGCUCAAAUCCUGGUCAUUAGAUUUUCUCACUCAAUCACUUAAUACCACAUCCAUACUACGGGCAAGUGUCAUUCCUUAAACCCCUUCUAAACACCAACUCCGGCCAGAAAUCCUUCUCCAGUUUCACCCAGCACCACCCAUAAAAACAAGGGGCAGAAGAAGAUUUAGUUUUUGGGAGCAUGGCUUCAGCAACAACAGAACCAGCAGAAGCCUUCAACCCCUACAAGCUAAAACAUAACCUAAGUGGCCACAAAAGAGCCAUCUCCAGCGUCAAAUUCUCCGAUGACGGCCGACUCCUAGCCUCUGCCUCCGCCGACAAAACCGCCUGCACCUGGUCUCCUUCCGACGGCUCCCUCCUCCAAGAAUACCAAGGUCACGACCAAGGAAUCUCCGACCUCGCCUUUUCCUCCGACGCCCGGUACCUCGCCACCGCCUCUGACGACAAAACCGUCCGCCUCUGGGACGUUGCCACCGGAAGCCUAGUCAAAACCCUCUCUGGCCAUACCAAUUACGUCUUUUGCGUCAACUUUAAUCCUCAGUCCAACAUGCUUGUUUCCGGGUCGUUCGACGAAACUGUUCGGGUAUGGGAUGUUAAGUCGGGGAAGUGCUUGAAGGUUUUGCCGGCGCAUUCAGACCCUGUGACGGCGGUUCAUUUUAACAGGGAUGGGACGCUGAUUGUAUCUAGUAGUUAUGAUGGAUUGUGUAGGAUUUGGGAUGCUUCAACUGGGCAUUGUAUGAAGACUCUGAUUGAUGAUGAGAAUCCACCUGUGAGCUUUGUGAGAUUUUCGCCCAAUGGAAAGUUUAUCCUCGUUGGAACUUUGGACAAUACCUUUCGGCUUUGGAACUUCUCAACUGGAAAAUAUCUGAAAACCUACACAGGCCAUGUCAAUUCAAAGUAUUGCAUCUCUGCUACAUUUUCGGUGACAAAUGGCAAGUACAUUGUAAGCGGUUCAGAGGAUAAUUCUAUCUACUUAUGGGAGCUUCAGUCAAGGAAGAUUGUUCAAAAACUGGAAGGUCAUACUGAUACUGUCGUAUCUGUAUCAUGUCACCCAACCGAAAACAUGAUAGCAUCUGGUGCUCUCGGAGAGGACAAGACAGUCAAAAUCUGGACUCAGGAGGACUGAGUUUGUGACCAGCAUAGGGGAUUUAGUAACAUUGACAAGUCCUCUCUCCUGGUCGUGAAAUUUGACUUCCCAGUUGGUGAAGAUGGAUUGCUCGUGGCAAGGAUCUCUGAUUAUUUGUAGAUGCAGGUAGUUAUUCAAGAUAGUCUAUUGUAGCCUUAUUGUUUGUUUUCUGCUCAUACGUAAUUUAGUGUGAGGGGAAAGUGUCGUUCUUCUGGGAGCUGAAUGGACAAAAUGGUUAAUUCAUCUGAACGACAGUGUUCUAUUUCCCCCGUUCACUAUGCAUCUUGUGUUAACAAAACAUGGGGGGGGGGGGGGGGGGGGGUGAAUUGUUUCAUCAUCUAGACCCUCUGGUGGUUGUCGGUACAUGAAGUUAGACAUUGAGAUGUGUAUGUUGCUGACGAAUGUUUUCUCUGAUGAACUGAGAUUUGAGAUUGCAACUUUGGAUGUUGCUAUCAUUUUUGUAA